This is a messenger RNA of Caenorhabditis elegans, 1269 nucleotides long. It is a transcript of the gene nhr-175, whose product is annotated as Nuclear Hormone Receptor family. The coding region runs from base 16 to 1140 and encodes 374 amino acids. Gene Ontology annotation, molecular function: RNA polymerase II cis-regulatory region sequence-specific DNA binding; sequence-specific DNA binding; zinc ion binding. Gene Ontology annotation, biological process: regulation of DNA-templated transcription; DNA-templated transcription. NCBI's taxonomy places the organism in Eukaryota, Metazoa, Nematoda, Chromadorea, Rhabditida, Rhabditidae. The transcript has 4 exons. Gene Ontology annotation, cellular component: nucleus. The record is from RefSeq and is marked reviewed.
UCAUUUUAAGAAUUGAUGAUUGUUGUGUCACGAGUUGAAAAAACUGGAAUUGCCUAUAGUUACCCUCCAUCGACACCAUCACCAGAAUGGUUUCCAGAAUUGUCUGAAAAUUGUGCAGUUUGUGGAGAUCGGGUGCAUAGUGUUCGUCUUGGAUCGCCGGCAUGUUUGGGAUGUAUUGUGUUUUUUCGCAGAGCAAUCAUCAAUGUAUCGAAGUACAAAUGUUUGAAAGAUGGAGAUUGUUUGAUCAAUUACGAAUUCCGGUCAUCUUGCCGAGCUUGUCGUCUUCAAAAGUGCUUACAAGUUGGAAUGAAGCAGUCGGCAGUUAAAAGACGAGAUUGCCUUGGACCAAGAAAAGUAACACCACCAACAGCUGCAUCUACUCCUCCUGUUGUUCAGCGGAAGCCAGAAUCUUAUAUCAUUCAGAAUUUAGUCAAAAUUCAAGAUCGUCAUUUUGAAGAACAUCGAGAUCAAAGUGUUUCUGAAUUUCGAAGAGCAACAGUAUCUGAUGUGAACAAAGUGUUAAAAUGGAGUAUAAAUAAUGCAAUUGAAUGGGCAUCCCAGUUCAGCCCAUUCCAAUUAAUUAUGAAUGAAGAUCAAAAAUGUGUAAUUUCCGAAUAUGGUUUCGCAUUUUUGGUCGUUGAUCAAGCAUUCCGAACAAUUUCUGAAACACCGAAUGGAUGCUGGUAUCUGCAAAAUGGAACUUAUCUGAACUCAGAUUAUCUUUAUGGUCUAACUGAUGAAGCUGCUAAAUUCAGUAAUUCUUCUAUUAGAAAACAUUCUGAAUUUGUAAAAUCCCUUGAAAAAACUAUUAAAAUUCCAUUCGAAAUCAUGGACAUCGACACAUUCGAGAUUGCAGCUUUGAAAAGUUUACUUCUAGUUUCUCCUUCAUUCCCCAAAUGGACUAUUUUUGCUGAUUAUCAAGAAAAAAUGGUGUCGCUCAAAAAUAAGUGCUUAAACGAACUUAUGGAAUACUUGCAAUUAAACUAUCCGGACACUUUUAUGGAACGAUAUGGACAACUGAUUCUGCUCUUGGGAAAUAUUCGGUGUGCUGUAAAAUUGGUAUAUAACCAAACAAAAGUGUCUGAUUUGUUCAACGCCUACAAGUUUGAUCUAUACGUUCGAAGUUUCAUUUUAACAUGAUGAUUUUGUAUUUUUCGUAAAUGAUUGUACAAUAUUUAUUUCCAUCUGCCCAUUUAAGAUCUCAAGUUUUUUCAAUAAUGCUUUAACUGUUUCAAAUAAAUUCAUUGAAAAAUUAACAACGAAAAUUUA